Ipomoea nil (Japanese morning glory) is the source of this 750-nucleotide messenger RNA. Its product is annotated as rapid alkalinization factor. NCBI's taxonomy places the organism in Eukaryota, Viridiplantae, Streptophyta, Magnoliopsida, Solanales, Convolvulaceae. The transcript has a single exon. Bases 133 to 498 code for a protein of 121 amino acids. The record is from RefSeq and is a predicted model, not a curated record.
CUAGGCUUCCCAUUGCUGGCAAGAAAGAGAAUCAAAACCUGAGCGGCGGAGCGGAAAGACGACGAAGGAGAAGAAAUCCGAACACAGAAGAAGAGGAUUUCCGGUUUUGUUGAAGGAAAUCUGAGCACAGAAAUGGCGUUCUCUUCUCUCUCGUUUCUGAGUUUGAUUUUGUGUGUUACUGUGAUGCUAAGCCCCUACUGGGCUUCCGCGACGGCGAGCGGGGACGGCGAAUUGGUGAGCUGGAUGAUGGCGGCGGGAUCCGGCGGGAGGUGCGACGGAAGCACGGCGGAGUGCCUGGCGGAGGCGGAGGAGCUGGAGAUGGAGAGCGAAUCGAGCCGGCGCAUAUUAGCCACCACGCGGUACAUCAGCUACGGUGCGCUGCAGAAGAACAACAUCCCCUGCUCCCGACGCGGCGCUUCCUACUACAACUGCCGCCCCGGCGCCCAGGCCAACCCCUACACCCGCGGCUGCAGCGCCAUUACUCGAUGCAGGGGUUAGUUAGAUGACAUCAUCACUCUCUCUCGUCUUCAAUAACACCACCCACUCCGCAAUUGCUUCUUCAUCGGUACAUUUUUUUUGUCUCCUUAUUUUUUAAAUUUUAAUUCUAAAACUUGUUUAGAUUGGAUUGUUUGGUAUACGCAAUGAUGAACAAUGUGAAAAGAGAUUGAAGAUGUAUACUGCAUCUUACGCAUCAAAUUGUCUGUCAAUUAUAAGUAAUUAUGUGUAUUUAAUUUUUCCUCUUUUUUUUUU